This is a messenger RNA of Mya arenaria, 2627 nucleotides long. RefSeq lists its product as uncharacterized. Bases 159 to 1943 code for a protein of 594 amino acids. The record is from RefSeq and is a predicted model, not a curated record. Gene Ontology annotation, biological process: positive regulation of DNA-templated transcription. The transcript is spliced from 3 exons. Gene Ontology annotation, molecular function: zinc ion binding; ubiquitin-protein transferase activity. NCBI's taxonomy places the organism in Eukaryota, Metazoa, Mollusca, Bivalvia, Myida, Myidae. Gene Ontology annotation, cellular component: chromatin; nucleoplasm.
UACAACUUUCGUUUUUGAAGACGCCAGAAAUUCGUUGACUAUCCAAACUGCAACUAUUUAAAUAAUACAACCAUAUGUGAAAGUAAUGAGUUGUGUACUUAAGAUAUUCGAGUAACUAUCGGAAAGGACUUUCUUUCAACAUUCACCAAAAACUCAAGAUGGAUGCAGUCUCAGGGAAAAAGGCACCCGAGGGAACAGGAUCGGUGUCUGACAACACAUUCUGCCAGACAUGUGCGAACGAUGGCAAGGACAUCCCUUCUGAUGCCUUCUGUACCGUCUGCAAGGAGUUCCUGUGUUCCAACUGUGCCCGAGUACACAGGAACAUGACGUUUACCAAAAGCCACCCUCUUCAGGACAAGAGUACCAUGCCUUCUUCACUCCAACCAGAGAGUGAGAAUAAGCAUUUUACGGAAACAUGUCAACGCCAUGCCGAAGAGUUUAUAAAAUACUUUUGUCCUAAUCACGAGACACUUCUGUGUGGAGACUGCUUGGCUGAUAAAGAACACAGCUCAUGCACCAUUGAAAGGAUUUCUCAAGUGGCAAAGCGGUACAAGGAGGGCCCAGAAUACAACGGUCUGAAGGCAGGACUUGUCCAGAUGGUCAAUGACAUCGGCAACCUUUCAGACAACAUACAAGCGGGCAUGAAAUAUAUUGAUGAAGAGAGCUUUACAAAUAUCAAUGAGCUUCGAAAGUUCAGGAAUGAAAUCAAACAAUACCUGGAUAAGAGGGAACAUAAGUUACUGGAAGAAAUUGAGCAGAACAAACGGAAAUCAGAGAGCGUCUUAAGUGAACUGAAAUCAAAUUGCCAAGACAUAAUAGCUGCCACUGAGAAACUCAAGGUCAAGCUUAAAGCCCAGGAGGUCAACAACAACCAGCUGUUCAUAUCUGGAACAAGAGCGAUUAAGGAAUUAGUCGGUCUUCAGUCAGCCCUUAAAGACAUCAGAGGUAAAAAAAGUGUGUUAUACUUCAAGUUCACAAGGGACCCCGCCACAGAACAGCUGCUGGCCUCAUGCACAGCAAUUGGCAGAUUUGACCAGGUGGCAUCAGAUUUAGCAGACCGGCAGAAACAACGUCAGUGGCCAGCCUUAAACCAGAGCCGUACAGACCUAAGCCAGUCCCAGUUUAGGAAGCUGCCUGACAUCCCAGUAAAGGCAUUAACUGACACCAAUAACUGCUGCCUGAGCAGUGUAGUCCUUCUGCCAGGUGACAGGCUCAUACUGGCUGAUUGGUAUAAUUGCUCAAUCAAGCUGGUGGACACCCUUACCAACAGGGUGGUGUCCAAGGUGAAUCUGCCAGGUGAUCCAUGGGACCUGUGUCUACUGCCCGGGAACAGGGCAGCCAUCACUCUGCCGGGGUUAAAAAAGAUACAGUUCUUAUCUACCCAAGGAAAUGUCACGCAACAGGAUGUUGUUAAAGUAGAUGGAGAAUGUCGUGGAAUAGAUUUCUGUGAUGACAAUCUGAUAGUGUCCUUUACCAACCCAGGCAAGGUUGUGUUGAUGGACAUGAAGGGAAAGGUGAAGAAGAGUGUGUACAAAGACAGCAGUGGAAAACCUUUGUUUAAGUCAACCUGGUAUCUGACAGUGACCAGAGAGAGCCAGACUCCUCCAGUCAUAUAUGUCUCAAACAUGCUUACCAACACCAUAACCAAGCUGAGCAUCUCACUAGAGGUGCUCAAGUCAUACCAAGACCCGAUACUGAGAUCACCAUGUGGUCUAACAGCCGUGGGGGAUAACCAGCUGCUCGUGUGUGGGAGGAACAGUGACAACAUCCUGUUACUGGACACGCCCACCGGCAAGAUAACCCAACUGUUGGGGAAGGAAGAGGGGAUAGAGAGUCCAUGCAGUGUGGCUUACUGUCCACUGAAGAAGAUGUUGUUUGUCACCUGUAGUCAAGAUGGCAGACCUGAUUCGGAUAAUUUCGUAAAAGUUUUAAACUUAGUAUAGAUCAUGUCAGUCAGUUAAUAUGAGUGAAAUUUGUAUCAGGUGUGAAGUAAUUGUAAUGUUCAAGCAUCAUUCUAAUGUAUACUAUCAUACUGACAAUACGCAUAUACAAUGCUUUAUUUCACAUACCGCGCGAUUCAAUUACUGUCAAAGUAUUUGACUGAAUCUUGACUUUUAAAUAAUGUUGAAUUCUUACAGUUUUCAUUAGUGUCAAGUCGUGUAGUAAUGUGUUAUAAGAUAUACGAGUAUGAGAAUGUGUAUUAUUAAUUGAAAUGUUAGUAGCUGAUUGUGUAUGAAAUAUACCAACAAGUUGGUUUCUUACUUGUGAAUGUUUAAUCAAACAAUGUAAUUGUGUAAUAGAAUGAUUCAAAAUAUAGAUUAUAGAGUUAUAGACACGAUGUGUCAUUUUUCAAUCAGUUUGUGUUUAGUUAAUAUGUUGUUUAUAAUGUGUUUAUUUUGAAAUUAAACAUACAUGUACGUGUCCUUAUAUAUGUAUAUUGAGUGAAUAAUUCUAUAGACAUUGACCUAAGUGUGUAUUGUUUCCAAAAAUAUGGAUUAAAUUGUUUGAACAGACAUUGACCAUGGUUAAAAUAGUUUCCUCAUAUAUUAAUUGAAUGAUUAAACAGACAUUGACCAAUGUGCAACUUGAUUCCUCAAAUAUUUAUUGAAUAAAUUAUCCAAACAUUG